Amoebophrya sp. A120 is the source of this 372-nucleotide messenger RNA. The record is from the annotation of a GenBank genome assembly. Lineage: Eukaryota; Dinophyceae; Syndiniales; Amoebophryaceae.
AUGAUCGGGUCGAGUACCAGCCGGCCACCGCGCCGCCGCCAACUCGGACCGUGGCCUCCCGCCCAAUGUCGGCGCACCAGCCCUACAACCAACGCCGGCAGGGACCACAAAAGCAAAACCACGCGGACCGGCCCAUUUCCGCGAAACCGAACCUGCAGGAGAACAAGGCCUCCGCGUCCUCUGCUCAGAUCCUGGAUGGCUCAUCUUCGUCCCCGAACCGAUACAGGACCAGUCCGGACAGAAAUUAUUUCGCGGCAGGUGCUGGUUCCGGUGUCGGCGCUUAUCAGCAGCAAGUACCAAUGCCGACGAACAUGGCAAAACCGCUUUUCUCCUACAACACCGCCGCGUCGUCCUCAACUGCCCGCGGAAUGA